This is a messenger RNA of Clupea harengus (Atlantic herring), 1669 nucleotides long. RefSeq names its product lysophosphatidic acid receptor 6. The record is from RefSeq and is a predicted model, not a curated record. Lineage: Eukaryota; Metazoa; Chordata; Actinopteri; Clupeiformes; Clupeidae. Gene Ontology annotation, cellular component: plasma membrane. Gene Ontology annotation, molecular function: G protein-coupled receptor activity. Gene Ontology annotation, biological process: positive regulation of Rho protein signal transduction; phospholipase C-activating G protein-coupled receptor signaling pathway.
CACACAUUCAGUGCAAUAUCAGUUGGGCUUCAAGCACAACUGUCUGUUACAUCAUUAAACAGGGCCAUCGCCUUCAUCUGGAAAAUAGGUGAUCUUUUGCUUCCAUGCCCGGUUCCUCUUCCUUUCAGCAGACAUCGUUGGGGACGUUUGACAGUGUUUGACAAUGUCCAACACUACACAGGCCCCUGUCUGGGAGGAGUGUAAGGACGGGACAGAGCAGAGAGUGGAACUGAUCUUUGUAAGUCUUUAUGUGUUGAUCUUUGUUGCGGGCCUCAUCCUUAACCUCACUGCUCUGGUGGUGUUUUUCUGCCACACUAAAACACGCUCCCACACCACAGUCUACAUGACCAACCUGGCCUUGGCUGACCUGUUCCUGGUUUGCACACUGCCUGUGAGGAUCUACUACCACCUGGGCUUCCAGGACACUCCUCCUCUCCUGUGUGAGAUCAUGGGGGUGGUUCUUCUGAUCAACAUGUAUGGGAGCAUCUUUCUGCUGAGCUGCAUAAGCUUCGACCGCUGUGUGGCUGUCUGCUUCCCCAUGUCACAGCGCGUGCGUGAAGGCCGCAAGAGGGCACCCUUCAUUUGCCUUGCUGUCUGGGUCAUUACAAUCGGUGCAAGUUUACCCAUCUAUCUUAUCAAACCACCGGACAACCAGAACCAGACCCAGACCCAAUGCUUUGGGAGUGUGCCCAUCUACGCCACUCGGGCCAUUGCUGUCACCUCCAGCCUCAUUACGGGCUUUGGGGUUCCACUGCUGGUGAUGCUGAUCAGCUCCUGGGGGCUCAUCCGGGCCAUCAGCCACAGCCAAGCAGCCCAGUCGGAGCUUGUGGACAGCCGAAAGAUCCAGAGGAUGAUCGCAAUAUGCCUGAUCAUCUUCCUCUGCUGUUUUUUGCCCUACCAUCUUAAUUUAUGGUUGAUCUACCUGCACCAGAGACCUAUCCCAUGUGGUCUGGUGACCAGCUAUCGCUAUAGCCUAAUGGUGGCCUGUCUCAAUGCUGUGUUGGACCCACUGGCCUACUACUUUACCACUGAGACCUUUCGUGAGAGAGUGGAUCUGGACGUGCUACGCAUGUGGCCCACGACUGGCCAGAGCUCAGAGAACAAUCGCGCCGGGGGGCCCCUCAAUACCUGAUCUGCUUUCUCAAGCUCUUCAGUCAGAAGAACCACCUGUACAUGGCUGACUGCUCUUCAGUCAGAAGAACCACCUGUACAUGACUCACUGCUCUUCAGUCAGAAGAACCACCUGUACAUGACUCACUGCUCUUCAGUCAGAAGAACCACCUGUACAUGACUCACUGCUCUCACGACUCCUGUCAUCCCAUUCCAGAGACACCGGGGUGCAAGUACUUGGCUAAAGAGUGCCUUCGUUGAGUUUAAAUUGUAAAUACACAGGAACUGCUCCUUGAAUGAGCAUAAUCUUUAGGUUUCUCCUCUUGAACUUCGGUUGCCUUCUCUCAACAACAAGAGACUGCAAUCGAAACUCAUUUUAUUUGUGGUGGAAUGACCUGAGCCUAUCUAGUGCUGUUUCCUUCAUCUCUGACAUACCCAUGACUCACCUUUUUUAAAACUCAUCUGUCAUGCUAAUGUAUUCGUUUCAUUGCCUAAUGUAUUCUUACUUUUAAACGCAUGAAAACACAUUUUGUGCAUUAUUGUGCAUUAUUUAAAGCUU